Messenger RNA from Meleagris gallopavo (turkey), 2244 nucleotides. The record is from RefSeq and is a predicted model, not a curated record. Lineage: Eukaryota; Metazoa; Chordata; Aves; Galliformes; Phasianidae.
AUGAAAAUGAUGAAGGGAUUAGAGUAUGUGUUCUAUGGGGAAGAGCUGACAGAGCCUUCAGUCUGGAGAAGGCUCAGUGGCAGGUCUUACCAGUGUGUAUUAAUACACAAAGAAAGCAGCAAAGAGACAGAGCCAGUUUAUUGUUUUCUGUUCUGUUUGAUCCCUGUUCUUCACUCAGAGUAUGUUUUCUGCUUUUCCAGGACAAAUAAAAGGCAUUGUACUUUAUAUGAUGGUCAAUCUUGCAGUCUCUCAGGAGUGUGUCAUAUUCCAAUGUCAGAGCCAUUCUGCACUAAAACCAGAGAGGUUCUUAUUGAGACUGCAAAGAAACUUGGGCUCCAGUGUCAUUCCAAGGGGACAAUGAUCACCAUUGAAGGACCACGUUUCAAUUCUCGAGCGGAAAGCUUGAUGUUUCGUAGCUGGGGAGCAGAUGUUAUCAACAUGACAACAGUGCCUGAAGUGAUUCUUGCAAAAGAAGCUGGAAUGAGUUAUGCAAGUAUCGCUAUGGCAACAGAUUAUGACUGCUGGAAGGAGCAUGAAGAAGCAGUUUCAGUGGAUAAAGUUUUAAAGACGCUGAAAGAAAAUGCAAACAAGGCUACUAGCAUCCUGCUGAGUGCUAUACCUCAGAUAGGUUCCAUGGAAUGGACAGACACCCUGCACACCCUGAAAGUAAGUACAUGGAGGUCAGUUACUACUGGGGACAAUGCAAACAUACUGACAUUUAUUACAUGUUCCCAAAUGUUUCUGCUUAAAUUGUAAAUUUUUAGAGUGUGUGCUUUGACAAAUCCAAUCCACUUAAAAUGGGCAAAUAAAUUCAUUAAGAACCUUGCAAGCUUUGUUUUGAAGAUCUAGCUUCAAUUUUAGCUUCAGUUUCAUAGGAAAUACUAUAGAACUUCAAAUGUUUGAGGGUUUGAAAUCCUACCCAUUAUAGCAUAGGUAAGAUUCUGGAUAAGUGUACAGAUUGAAAACCUUUACCUGUGCUCAGCUUUAACUUAGAACAGUGAGACAACUGGGAAAGAUUGGACCACAUCGAAGAUACUACAUCCGCUUCAGUUUGUAGGAGAGGAGUUUGUUGCAACAUAUGGGUAUUAGCCAGUUUGGUGUUAUUAAAACCAUGUUCAUUCACAUGCUUUCCAGAUCCAAAGUGCAUGAAAAAAAGAGUGGAAAAGAAUACAUUACAGAAGAUCUCGGUAAAUGAAUUUUUAGGUAGAAUUUUUUUGUAGAUAAGGAUUCAUUUUUACAUUUACAUUAGACAAGAAUUUGUUUUUAUGUUUUACAUUAUUGCAGUUUCAGUGGAGUGCUUGAGAUUCCUUUCUGGCUAUAGGGUAGAGUAAGAGAACGGUGUUAAAAAUAGUUUGGAUGUCCAUCCGACUUCUCAACAGGGUUUUUGUGACGCAUGAGUACUUCUGACAGUGUUAGGGUGUGCAGCAUGAGAGGAACUGAGAGUUACAUUGGGAUGGUAUGGCAGAUGGGGAAGGAGAAUCUGUAUGUGAGGAAAGCAAACAGAAGAGGGCCACAGAGAGCUGUAUCAGUGGGCGCAGCAGCCUGAAAAGGAGGAAGCCUUUUAGGGAAAUGAAGGAAUCCAAUCUCCGAUGACUCUCUCAACUUCCAGGUUCUUUCUUUGUCUUUAAAGAAACUUUUAGUUUCUUUACAGUAGUAAAUUUGCUGAAGUUUGAGUGAAUAAGACAGAAAAAAAUAGGCAUAAAUCAUUCUUUUUAUGUCACCCUGAAACUAAAUUAUCAACAGAACUGCCAGUAUUAGUAAAAUCAUCGGUGUUCUGAUGGAGAUAAAAAUUGAUUUUUUUUUUCCAAUCUGGUUCUCUGGUCAGUGACUGUCACAUGUACUUUUAAUUAAUGUCCUAAAAGAAAGUCACGUUAAGUAAAAUUUCCUGUGAACUCAUUUCAGCAUAUUUGAACAGGCCAGGUUCCACCAAAAUCCUUGAAAUUAGUGUUUUGCUGAUUCUUAACUAGGCAAUGUAGUCUUUUUUAGGAGACCUUGGGUUAUGUUUAUCACUCUUCCUCACCCAAGUUCCAGUUAUCUGGAACAGGUGUUAGUUAUUUUUCGUGUCCCCUCUACACAUUUGUGAGAGACAAUAGGCUUUUCCCAUUUUCCUUUUGCAGUCUUUGAGAAGUUGUCUUGAAUGGAUAAGAUAGACAGCAGAACCAGACCUUCUCCCCUCUAAUUACAGAAGACGUUUUCAGAGGAUUAAGCUGCACUUUUGUUUAAUACAGAUCCGUACUUAUUUAA